AUGGCUAGCUAUGUGUAUGAAGACGAAUCGCGAGUGAUUGUGGGAUUGCAGGAGGGAAUGGCGAAGGGGGAUGAGUUUGCUGUCAUGUGGCAACACGCGACGUGGAAAUUUCCAAAUGCGGAGUGGCUGGCGUUUUGGGUAUAG
Messenger RNA from Parastagonospora nodorum SN15, 144 nucleotides. RefSeq lists its product as hypothetical. The transcript is spliced from 2 exons. Lineage: Eukaryota; Fungi; Ascomycota; Dothideomycetes; Pleosporales; Phaeosphaeriaceae. Bases 1 to 144 code for a protein of 47 amino acids. The record is from RefSeq and is a predicted model, not a curated record.